AUGAUGCUUAGCUGGUCUUUUCGAACGAAGAUCUUCGAGAACUCAUAUUGGACCGGGAAUAAAAAAGGGACAAAAGUAAAGUAUAAGCGCAUAUGGCACGAAAAGGAAAUCCAAUUUCGGGUGGCCGGCUUCCUCGGAGUGAAGGCCGUUUCAGUACUGUUUUUAAAAAUGGGCUGCCCCGCAGCUCUGGCCUUCGUGAUUGGCUGUGCUUGCCGAGCACUCGUCACUCCGGAGGCAAACGCCUCCCUCGGGCAUUGGGUGCUUCCCGGGCCUUCUCACCAGCCUCACGUGGCAGAAGAGGUUCCCCACCAAGAGGGCCUGCGGGACCAUCCUGUAGCAACCCGAAGCGCUCCGCCAGUGGAUCUGGAGGUUAAGCAGCCGCUUAUGGGCGACCAACAGCGGCACGAAGAGCUGGCAAAUCGACUCAAUCACCACUUCCUUGGCAAAAGUGAACAAAUAGGUAGCCUAGCCUAUGACGAUUUGUUGGAUAAACAGAUCCUCAUAGAGGAAAAGCUCGAAAUAGCGCUACUUAACGAGGGUUUUAGUAGAGACCGGAUUUUAGCGAAUCGCUAUGAAAUUAGAGAACUUAUAUUUUAUAAAGAGGGAGUUCCACUCAAGGAAGAAACGCUGGGGAUGCACUUAGCCCAGAUCCAAAGCGAUCCUUUCUCAAACAUCCCAUAUCGUAAAAUCCAGCGAUCUAUAAGGAAUUUGGAUCUGUUUUUUUCUAAGUAG
Messenger RNA from Lactuca saligna, 732 nucleotides. The record is from the annotation of a GenBank genome assembly. Lineage: Eukaryota; Viridiplantae; Streptophyta; Magnoliopsida; Asterales; Asteraceae.